Molecule: messenger RNA, 5747 nt
Organism: Mesocricetus auratus (golden hamster)
Lineage: Eukaryota; Metazoa; Chordata; Mammalia; Rodentia; Cricetidae
Gene: Abcb1
Product: ATP binding cassette subfamily B member 1
Exons: 28
Coding region: 202-4044 (1280 amino acids)
Biological process (GO): transmembrane transport
Cellular component (GO): membrane
Molecular function (GO): ABC-type transporter activity; ATP hydrolysis activity; ATP binding
Source: RefSeq, a predicted model, not a curated record
GCCUGGCGUAGAUUGAGCACACCAGUGUAGAACCCUGUCCUCAGAAAGCCCGGGCGCAGUCAAGCAGCGGUUCCAGGAGCCUUUGCUCCCAUCUUCCCGGGCUCCACUAAACUCGGGAGUCGCCUCUUCCCCACGUCUUGGCGGACUUUGCGAAGGAAAGCGGAGGUAGAGACACGUGGAGUGGGCUUUUCCCAGGUCGUGAUGGAGCUUGAAGAGGACCUUAACGAAAGAGCAGACAAGAAAUUCUCCAAGAUGGGCAGAAAGAGUAUUUUCAGUAAAAAGGAGAAGAAAGAAAAGAAACCAGUGGUCAGUGUGUUUACAAUGUUUCGCUAUGCAGGUUGGCUGGAUAGGUUGUACAUGCUGGUGGGAACUCUCGCUGCUAUUAUCCAUGGAGUUGCACUCCCGCUUAUGAUGCUGGUGUUUGGAGACAUGACAGACAGCUUUGCAAAUGUAGGAAACAUCCCCCCAAAUGCUACUUUUAAUGACUCUCUCUUCAAUGCUUCAGACCUGUUUAGCAAACUGGAAGAAGAAAUGACCACGUAUGCCUACUAUUACACGGGGAUCGGUGCUGGUGUGCUCAUAGUUGCCUACAUUCAGGUUUCAUUUUGGUGCCUGGCAGCUGGAAGACAGAUACACAAAAUCAGACAGAAGUUUUUCCAUGCUAUAAUGAAUCAGGAGAUAGGCUGGUUUGACGUGCACGACGUUGGGGAGCUGAACACCCGGCUCACAGAUGAUGUCUCCAAAAUUAAUGAAGGAAUUGGUGACAAAAUUGGAAUGUUCUUUCAGGCAAUGGCAACAUUUUUUGGUGGUUUCAUAAUAGGAUUUACUCGAGGCUGGAAGCUAACCCUUGUGAUUUUGGCCAUCAGCCCCGUUCUUGGACUGUCGGCUGGUAUUUGGGCAAAGAUAUUAUCUUCAUUCACCGAUAAAGAACUCCAGGCGUACGCAAAGGCUGGAGCGGUUGCUGAAGAAGUCUUAGCAGCCAUCAGAACUGUGAUUGCAUUUGGAGGACAAAAGAAAGAACUUGAAAGGUAUAAUAACAAUUUAGAAGAAGCCAAAAGACUUGGGAUAAAGAAAGCUAUCACAGCCAACAUUUCCAUGGGCGCAGCUUUUCUUCUUAUCUAUGCAUCAUAUGCUCUGGCAUUCUGGUAUGGAACAUCCUUGGUCAUCUCAAAAGAAUAUUCUAUUGGACAAGUGCUCACUGUUUUCUUUGCUGUGUUAAUUGGGGCAUUCAGUGUUGGACAGGCAUCUCCAAAUAUCGAAGCCUUUGCCAAUGCAAGAGGAGCAGCCUAUGAAGUCUUCAACAUAAUUGAUAAUAAGCCCAGUAUUGACAGCUUUUCAACGAAUGGGCACAAACCAGACAACAUCAAAGGAAAUUUGGAAUUCAAAAAUAUUCACUUCAGUUACCCAUCUCGAAAAGAAGUUCAGAUCUUGAAGGGCCUCAACCUGAAGGUGCAGAGCGGACAGACGGUGGCCCUGGUGGGCAACAGUGGCUGUGGGAAAAGCACCACUGUCCAGCUGCUGCAGAGGCUCUACGACCCCACAGAGGGUGUGGUCAGUAUCGACGGGCAGGACAUCAGGACCAUCAACGUGAGGUAUCUGCGGGAAAUCAUUGGCGUGGUGAGUCAGGAACCUGUGCUGUUUGCCACCACGAUCGCUGAAAACAUUCGCUAUGGCCGAGAAGACGUCACCAUGGAUGAGAUCGAGAAAGCUGUCAAGGAAGCCAACGCCUACGACUUCAUCAUGAAACUGCCCCAUAAAUUUGACACUCUGGUCGGUGAGAGAGGGGCCCAGCUGAGUGGCGGACAGAAACAGAGAAUCGCCAUUGCUCGUGCCCUGGUCCGCAACCCCAAGAUCCUUUUGUUGGAUGAGGCGACAUCAGCCUUGGACACAGAAAGUGAAGCUGUGGUUCAGGCUGCUCUGGAUAAGGCUAGAGAAGGCCGGACCACCAUUGUGAUAGCUCACCGCUUGUCUACAGUUCGUAACGCUGACGUCAUUGCUGGGUUUGAUGGCGGUGUCAUCGUGGAGCAAGGAAAUCAUGAAGAGCUCAUGAAAGAGAAGGGCAUUUACUUCAAACUUGUCAUGACACAGACAGCAGGAAACGAAAUUGAAUUAGGAAAUGAAGUUUGUGAAUCUAAAAAUGAAAUUGAUAAUUUAGACAUGUCUUCAAAAGAUUUGGGAUCCAGUCUAAUCAGAAGGAGAUCAUCUCGCCGAAGUGUCCGUGGACCACAUGACCAAGACAGGAAGCUUAGUACAAAAGAGGCCUUGGAUGAAGAUGUACCUCCAGUUUCCUUUUGGCAGAUCCUAAAGUUGAAUUCAUCUGAAUGGCCAUACUUUGUGGUUGGCAUAUUUUGUGCCAUAAUAAAUGGAGGCUUGCAACCAGCAUUCUCAAUAAUAUUUUCUAAGGUCAUAGGGGUUUUCACAAAAAAUUCUGAUGAUGAAACCAAACGCCAGGAUAGCAACUUGUUUUCCUUAUUGUUUCUGAUCCUCGGGGUCAUUUCUUUUAUUACAUUUUUUCUUCAGGGCUUCACAUUUGGCAAGGCUGGAGAGAUCCUCACCAAGCGACUCCGAUACAUGGUUUUCAAAUCCAUGCUGAGACAGGAUGUGAGCUGGUUUGAUAACCCUAAAAACACCACUGGAGCAUUGACCACCAGGCUCGCCAAUGAUGCUGCUCAGGUCAAAGGGGCUACAGGAUCCAGACUUGCUGUCAUUACCCAGAAUAUAGCAAAUCUUGGGACAGGAAUUAUCAUAUCUCUAAUCUAUGGCUGGCAGUUGACACUUCUGCUCUUAGCAAUUGUCCCCAUCAUUGCAAUAGCAGGAGUGAUUGAGAUGAAAAUGUUGUCUGGACAAGCACUAAAAGAUAAGAAGGAACUAGAAGGUUCUGGGAAGAUCGCUACUGAAGCAAUCGAGAACUUCCGCACCGUCGUCUCCUUGACUCGGGAGCAGAAGUUUGAAAACAUGUAUGCCCAGAGCUUGCAGGUACCAUACAGAAACGCUUUGAAAAAAGCGCAUGUCUUUGGGAUCACGUUCUCCUUCACCCAGGCCAUGAUGUAUUUUUCCUAUGCUGCCUGUUUCCGGUUUGGUGCCUACUUGGUGGCACGUGAAUUAAUGACAUUUGAAAAUGUUCUGCUAGUUUUCUCAGCUAUUGUCUUCGGGGCCAUGGCAGUUGGGCAGGUCAGCUCAUUCGCUCCUGACUAUGCCAAAGCCAAAGUGUCGGCAUCGCAUAUCAUCAUGAUCAUUGAAAAAGUCCCUUCCAUCGACAGCUACAGCACCGAAGGCCUGAAGCCUAAUACGUUGGAAGGAAAUGUGAAAUUUAAUGGAGUCAAGUUCAACUACCCCACCCGACCCGACAUCCCCGUGCUCCAGGGGCUGAACCUGGAGGUGAAAAAGGGUCAGACGCUGGCCCUGGUGGGCAGCAGUGGCUGUGGGAAGAGCACCGUGGUCCAGCUGCUCGAGCGGUUCUACGACCCCAUGGCCGGGACAGUGUUUCUAGAUGGCAAAGAAGUAAAGCAACUGAAUGUCCAGUGGCUCCGAGCACACCUGGGCAUUGUGUCCCAAGAGCCCAUCCUGUUUGACUGCAGCAUCGCCGAGAACAUCGCCUAUGGAGACAACAGCAGGGUCGUGUCCCAGGAAGAGAUCGUGAGGGCGGCCAAGGAGGCCAACAUCCACCAGUUCAUUGAGUCGCUGCCUGACAAAUACAACACCAGAGUAGGAGACAAAGGGACUCAGCUGUCCGGUGGGCAGAAACAACGCAUCGCCAUAGCGCGCGCCCUCGUCAGGCAGCCUCACAUUUUGCUUCUGGAUGAAGCAACGUCAGCUCUGGAUACAGAGAGUGAAAAGGUUGUCCAGGAAGCCCUGGACAAAGCCAGGGAAGGCCGCACCUGCAUCGUGAUCGCUCACCGCCUGUCCACCAUCCAGAACGCAGACCUGAUCGUGGUGAUUCAGAAUGGCAAGGUCAAGGAGCACGGCACCCACCAGCAGCUUCUGGCACAGAAAGGCAUCUAUUUCUCCAUGGUCAGUGUGCAGGCCGGAGCAAAGCGCUCGUGAACUGUGACCAUGUAAGAUGUUAAAUAUUUUUAAUAUUUGUAUUAACGCAUAGCAUUUAACCAAAGCUUAAAAGAAAGUAUGUAUGUACUAGAAUAACCAGUUAUCUAUUUUCUGUCAUAAUGAGAAGCAUUUAGUCCAGUUUAGAGUUUUCAGAGACCUUGUAAUUAAAGGGACAGAAAUAGAUAUAUCAUCAAAUGGAAAGUAAUCAUUUAAAUUACACUAUAAAAUUAUAAAAGAAUUAAAAGUAAAUGCUUCAUAAUAUAUACUUUUAUUUAUACUUUCUCAUUUGUAACUAUAACUGAUUUCCUUGCUAAACAAAUUAUGUGUGUAUCAAAAAUUAAUGAAAUGUUUGUAUAAAGUAUAUAUAGUGAAACUAAACAUUUAUAUUCUUUGAGUUAUCUUGUCUAAAAUUCAUGUGAAAUUAUAUGUUCUACCACCUGGAAUAUUGUAGAUAAUUUUAGCUUUUAGGCAAUAGUCUAUUACUGGAGGGGGGCAGUUGUCUGUGAGUAAAGUGACUGAUGCACAAACAUGAGUUCAGAUCCCUAGCACCUACAUAAGCAAUGAGUUGUGGUGGCGUCCAUUGGUAAUGUCAGUGCUAGAGGCAGAAACAGGCAGAUCCUGCAGACUCCAGUGGUCAGCCAGCCUAGCCAAAAUGGAGAGCUCCAGGUUCAGUGAGAGACCUUAUCUCAAAAGUAAGAGGGAAAAAACGAAUGAGGACAUCUUGGUAUCAAUUUCUGGUCCCUACACUCCUGUGUGUGCAAGUAUACACACAUGUGCAAACACCACACAUGCAUGUGUAUAUACAGACAAACUACAGUUAGACACACACACACACACACACACACACACACACACACACACACACACAGAGCUAUUAGAAGAGAUAAAAUAAGAAGCAAAGAAGAGGUGCCCAUAAAAGUCAUCAACAGUGCAUCCAUCAGUUUUGUCCAGAGAAGGUUCUCUUUGCAGUGGCCAGUGAUGACUGCAGACUCAUCACUAAAUAAACUACUGAGAGGAAGUGACUGUUCAAUGGGCAUCCAUAAAUGAGAUAUCUAUAUCACUCCCUCAAAAGCUCAGGGAGCCUUAUAGAAAAGAGGGCAGGAAGAAGGUAAGAGCCAGAGAAAAGAGUGGGGAGAGAUAUGGAAUACUGACUUAUAGGAAUAACAUGGCUUCAACAUUCUCAGUCUCAUAGUAGCUAGGAUUACCUGCACAAGAUCUGCAUAAGACUGGACCUGUCAUCAUACUGGCAUCAGAGGGCAAGGGGCUCACCAGGCUCCAUAUCACUCAAAGGAUUUGCGUGCAGUCAGUGGUUUAUUGGAAAGAGAAAGACAUUUUCUUCAGUGGUGUAGUCACUGGUAAUGUGCCCAUGUACCAAUAAACAGACUCUCACCUUUGUUUCUGUAGACAACCCCAUGGAACUUAUUAAGUUUCUCUCUCUCUCUCUCUCUCUCUCUCUCUCUCUCUCUCUCUCUCUCUCUCUCUCUCUCUCUCUCUCUCUCACACACACACACACACACACACACAAUCAAAACCCCAAACAUUAAAGGAGAACAAGCCAAGAAGAUGAAGGGGUUUAACAAGAGUGGGAAUGAGGGCUCCUGGAUGAAUAUGAUUGAAGGAUGUUAUGGCCAUGUAUGAAACCAUCACAGUGAAACUCACUAUUAUGUAUACUUAAUACAAUAAAAUAUUUUAAAAGGAAAAAA